CACCCACACACACACCAAAAAAGGAAAGCUUAAGAGACGGUCCAUUCCUCUCCAUAUAUUACGACUUGAUUAUAUAUAUAGUGAGUCCCUUGAAGAUUGAACAACUAAAAAACUUAGAGAGAAAAACAUGAAGUUUAGAAAAAAGAGCAAAGUACUUCUAGUUCCAUAUCCAGCACAAGGUCAUGUCACACCAAUGCUUAAACUAGCUUCUUUGCUACUUAACCAUGGCCUUAAUCCAAUAGUCAUCACACCAAAUUUCAUCCAAAUUAACUCUAAAGAAGAUGGUAUUUCUAUCAUUUCCAUACCAGAUGGAUUAGAAGAUGGAACCCCUCGCGAUUUCUUCGCGAUAGAAAAUGCAAUGGAGAAUUACAUGCCAUACCAUUUUGAAAAACUUGUUCAAGAAUAUGAGUUUAGUGGAAAAGAAGAAGAUGGAGUUGUGUGUGUGAUUGUUGAUUUGCUUGCUUCUUGGGCUGUUAAAGUUGCUAACAAGCUUGGUAUUCAAGUUGCUGGAUUUUGGCCAGCCAUGUUAGCUACUUAUAGAUUGUUUGAUUCAAUUCCAGACAUGCUCACAAAUGGAAUCAUCUCAGAAACAGGUUGUCCAUUGCACAAUGGUCCUAUAUCCAUCUCACUUGGCCAACCUACACUUAGGUCAGAUAAUUUACCAUGGCUUAUUGGAAAUACAACUGCAAGAAUUUCAAGAUUCAA
Messenger RNA from Nicotiana tabacum (common tobacco), 705 nucleotides. RefSeq names its product UDP-glycosyltransferase 82A1-like. NCBI's taxonomy places the organism in Eukaryota, Viridiplantae, Streptophyta, Magnoliopsida, Solanales, Solanaceae. Gene Ontology annotation, molecular function: quercetin 3-O-glucosyltransferase activity; quercetin 7-O-glucosyltransferase activity. The record is from RefSeq and is a predicted model, not a curated record.